CAAACUGGAAAAUGGCGGGGGCUCCUGAGUUGGAGGUCCUUUCGGCUCCGGGGGAUGUGGAGAGAGUAGCCGGCACAGAAGACCGGACUUCGGGCCCCGCCACUGCCCGUCAGGACUUCCGUGUGCGCUGCACCUCGAAGCGGGCCGUCAUGGAAUUGGUGGAACUGUGCGGCCGCUUCGUGCAACAGCUCGGGGACUCGCUGCCAGAUAAGAUUCGGGAGCCUGCGCUGCGAGAUGCGCAGUGGACUUUCGAAUCAGCCAUACAAGAGAAUGUCAGCAUUAAUGGGCAGGCAUGGCAAGACGCUUCAGACGACUGUUUCAGAGAUUCUGAUAUUAAAGAACUUGAAGAUCGGUUUGAUGAAAUCAUAGUAGAUUUAGCCACAAAACGCAAGCAGUAUCCCAGAAAGAUCCUUGAAUGUGUCAUAAAAAUUAUAAAAGCAAAACAAGAAAUUCUGAAGCAGUACCACCCUGUUGUACACCCAUUGGACCUAAAAUCCGACCCCGAUCCAGCCUCUCGUGUGGACAGUCUGAAAUGCAGAGGAGAAACAGUGGCUAAGGAAAUCAGUCAAGCCAUGAAGUCCUUGCCUGCAUUAAUUGAACAAGGAGAUGGAUUUUCCCAAGUAUUAAAGAUGCAGCCUAUUAUCCAGCUCCAGAGAAUCCACCAAGAAGUCUUUUCCAGUUGUUACAGGAAGCCAGAUGUUGAAUCUGAGAGCUUUAUAACACAAAUAGAAACCACACCAACAGAGACUGCUACCAGGAAAACUAGUAACAUGGUGCUGAAAAGAAAGCAAACUAAAGACUGCCCCCAGCGAAAAUGGUAUCCAUUGCGGCCAAAGAGGAUUAAUCUUAACACAUAAGCUGUUUCUGUUUACCUAGGAGUUGAAAUUAGGCACUAUCAACAUUUAGUUUAAAGUCUGAUGCCUAGACAGGACUUCAUUAAAAAGCAAGGAAGUAACUCUUUAGUGAUUUCUUUAUACAAACAUGGUUGUGGUUGCUCUGUUCAGGGGUAUGAUGUAAUAUCAUAUCUCUUCAACAUUUUAUCUAUAGUGGAUGAAAAGCAUGGUUUUAAAGUACUGGCACGAAGCCCAUCAGUGGGUAUGAACAGUGCAAUCUCCUACUGCCCUUAAAUGCCAUCGAUGCGUGGCUGCUUUACAGCUCGUACGGAAUUUCACGCGUGACACGUGCCGUCGGGUUUCGGAUGCAUUGCUUUCUUAAAAAGGAGCUGUGUAACAGUUGUCCUCCUGCGAGUGCUGAACGGAUCGCCGGUUCUGCUGGGAGCACGUGCGGGAUAUUUUUUUGUCUGUCUGUUUUCAAUGCAAUUUGUUUUAUCAAAUUAAUGUACAAAUGACAAGACUGGCUUUCACUUUGUCACCCCAGUUCAGCUAAUUCAGAUCUGUGGGAUCAGUUUUAGGGUUUUGUUUUUGUUUCGCUCUAAGAUAAGACAACUAUUAUUUGUGCAAGACUUUCUCUCAAAUAAAAAUUGGCGUGUAGCCAUAUUUUUUGUCCACACUUUGGUUUUCCAUAGGCCUUUUAACUUUUAAACAUAAUUUGACUUGGGAAAAACAGGGUUUUUUUUUUAAAAAAUGGAUUUCUCAUUAUUUUUUCGUACAUGAUUCUAGUUGAGAAAUACAUCAGAAUAAUACGUUAACCAAUUGUCCUGUGGAACAAAUGUAGAUGCAAUCAUACUGAGCCGUUUCAUGUUUAAGGAUGUGUGUAUAUCAAGGAUAUAAUCAUUGGUAGAAGUCUGCAGGAGCUGUGGUGCCCAUGCUUCUAACAUUCGACAGUUUCUUAAAGCUCUCAAUGUGUCUCUUACUCACAUUGAUGUAAUGUAGCCAGAGCCACCUAACUUGUCAGCUUCCCUCUUUGAUGACUAUGCCCUCAUUCGUUUGCAAAAGAAUAUACUAUAAUCAUGAGGUUGGAAAAGCUGUACUUCUUGUGUUCAUUAUGUCUUAAUAAUCAUAAAUGUCAAAAUGUAACAGAAAGCCUAUCUCAGUGAGGAAAACUUACAUAGCUUCUUUAUUGCAUUCUGUAUUUUGACAUUACAAUAUGAGAUCUGUAUAUCUGUGUAAAGUAGUUUGUUUUUUAUUAAAAUAACAUGCAUUGAC
Artibeus jamaicensis (Jamaican fruit-eating bat) is the source of this 2105-nucleotide messenger RNA. It is a transcript of the gene NSL1, whose product is annotated as NSL1 component of MIS12 kinetochore complex. NCBI's taxonomy places the organism in Eukaryota, Metazoa, Chordata, Mammalia, Chiroptera, Phyllostomidae. Gene Ontology annotation, biological process: mitotic sister chromatid segregation. Bases 12 to 857 code for a protein of 281 amino acids. The transcript is spliced from 6 exons. The record is from RefSeq and is a predicted model, not a curated record. Gene Ontology annotation, cellular component: kinetochore; MIS12/MIND type complex.